This is a messenger RNA of Lodderomyces pseudojiufengensis, 1788 nucleotides long. RefSeq lists its product as uncharacterized. Lineage: Eukaryota; Fungi; Ascomycota; Pichiomycetes; Serinales; Debaryomycetaceae. The record is from RefSeq and is a predicted model, not a curated record. Gene Ontology annotation, molecular function: protein binding. Bases 1 to 1788 code for a protein of 595 amino acids. The transcript has a single exon.
AUGAGAAAUGAUUUAUUAUCCAGUAAUCUUGAAUAUAACAUCAAUCGGCCUAUUGGAUAUAGCAAAUCACCUUUAAAUCAACAUCACAAAAAGCCAUCAAUUACUGAAGAUACAAGCAAUAUCAUAAAACACCGUGUGACUGCAUUAACCAUUGAUAACAAUCAAGACAAAAGCCGUUUUAAGCUAACUGAUCUACCGAUAGAAAUAAUCACGAAUAUAACAAACAAUUUAUCACAAUUUGAGAUUUUAAAUCUUAUAAGAACAUGUUCAAAACUAUACAAUCAAGUACUACCGCAAUUAUAUCAACAUAUUAUAAUAGAUUCAAAUUUCAACAUUUUCAAUAAUCAAGAAUUUAAAACGAAUGGAAGAACAUAUAUCAAUAGUUCAUUUAAUUUAAAGAAAUUUUUAAAAACAUAUAGUAACAAAAUUGACAAUCAUUUAAAUACAAUUAAAAUCUAUAAACUUGAAUGUUUGAAUUUACCUGAUUCAAUUAAUGUAUAUGAUUAUGAUUUUAAUAUAGAUAUUGUAAAUUUUUUUAGUAAAUUAUAUAAUUUAACUUCAUUAAUUUGGUUAAAUAAUAAUUUUAGAUUUGAAUUUUUAUAUGAUUUACCAAAUAAAGAAUUAAUUCAUACUUUGAUUUUAAAUAUAAAAUAUUGUGGAUAUUUGAAAGAGAAUCAAAAUUCCACGAUGAAUAGGUAUGGUAGUAAUAUGAUAGAAGAUUAUGAUAUUGAUAAAUUAAAUUUUCCAAAUAUAAUAAAUUUUCAAAUUAAACCCUUUGAAGAUUCCUAUAGGUUACUUAAAAUUAUAAAUAAUUUAUUAAUUAAUAAGAAUAAUUCAAUUGAAGUUUGUAAUAGAUUGAAAAUUUUAAGUUUAUCAAGUGGUGAUUUAAUGAUAGAUAAUUCUAAUAUUGGUUACGGUAUUGAAGUUCAAUUAAGAACUACUCAGUAUAACGAUUACUUAAAUGAAUACACUUUGAAACGAAUGUUUGAAAAAAGUAAAAUUCAAUAUUUAAGUAAUUUAACUUCACUUUCAUUAAAUGAUUUAAAUGUUAGAUCAGAUGAUGCAAAAUAUUUAAUAAAUUCAAUAAAUUUGAAAAAUUUAAGAUAUUUACAAUUAAGAGGAAUAAAAGAAGUUACUAUAAUCAGAGGACAAAAUAGCACUAUCAUUACUUUUUUAUCAAUUUUAGCUCCGUAUUUAAUUAAUUUAACUCAUUUAUCAUUAAGAUUUCACCAAUUAGUUAAUAGAAUACCACAAUUGUUAUAUGAAUUAUUUCAAAACGGCACUGAUUUAAAAGCACUUGAUUUAUCAACAGUUUUUUCACCUGAUUUGUUUAAUUCAAUAAGUAAUUUUCAAAAUUUAAAAAAAUUAUCAUUAGAAAUCUAUGAUCCAAUAGAUUAUGGAUUAUGUGAAGAUUUAAGGAAUGAAUAUUUAAAAGAACUUCAAAAUUUAAAAUUAGAAUCAUUAAGAAUAAAUAAUACAAUAAAUACACAAUCAUUAAUAAAUUUAAUUUCAUUUCAAAAAAAUUUAAAAUAUUUAGAUAUUAUUGGUUCAAAAGCUGGUGGUGCACCAAAUUUAGGUUUAGGUAUGAUUCAUCCAACAAUAUUUGAUGAUUGGUUUAAAGUUCAACAUGUUGCUUUAUUAUAUUUAAAAUUAAAUUUAAAUUUAAAAUAUAUAAGUAUAAAUGAAUGUUUAUUUCAAUGUAAAUCAAAUUUAAUUAUAAAUCCAAUUGAUGGUUUAAAUAAUUGGUUUAAAUCAAAAGUUAGAUGUUUAAGUUUAUUAGAUAGUUGA